Molecule: messenger RNA, 837 nt
Organism: Cajanus cajan (pigeon pea)
Lineage: Eukaryota; Viridiplantae; Streptophyta; Magnoliopsida; Fabales; Fabaceae
Product: Lojap-related protein
Biological process (GO): negative regulation of ribosome biogenesis; negative regulation of translation
Molecular function (GO): ribosomal large subunit binding
Source: RefSeq, a predicted model, not a curated record
CGGUGUCGUGAGAGAGCCGAAGAGCUAACACAAUUUAUUCCCUGUAUUCGGAUUUGAGUGUGGGUUUCGGCGUCAUCAGCAAUGUUUGCAGUUCUCCGAACAAGAACGUGGUUACGCUAUUCAUCGCAUUCAGAGUCCCUUCUUCAACAAUGUAAUAAAGUAGGGUUUUCCUCUCUCUCCGCCGUCAACGGCCGUAACUGCUUUCUGGAUCUGCACGAGAUCGAGAACGUUCUGACGGACGUUAAAGCUGACGACGUUAAGGUGCUUCCGGUUCCCAAACACUGCGAUUGGGCCGAUUUCAUGGUUCUCGCCACCGGCAGGUCCACGUGGCACGUCAAGAACAUCGCUCAAGCCCUAAUUUACAAGGCUAAGCAGAAACAGAGAGGAGCUGAACGAAUGGUGCUACCUAGUGUGCAGGGACAAGAGGGAGGAAAAUGGAUCGUCAUUGAUUCUGGUAAAGUGAUAGUUCAUGCACUUGAUGAAAAGGCUAGAGCUUACUACAAUUUGGAGGGUCUUUGGACCCCAGGGACAAAGCGAAAUGAAUCUGAUGAGGAUUUACAAAAAGCUUUGGUGAAGGUUCGUCGGAAAAACAAUUCAAAGAAACCUGCACAAAAGAAUACUUAAUUGGUGUUUCUAUGCAUGAGGGCUGCAAACAACCUUCUAAAAACUGUAGUUUAUCAGAUGUAAACAAUUUAGAAGUUUGUAAAAAGAUCAUCAACUUUCUGAAUGUUGUUUUACUUGUUCUGUAUGCAAAUUUUGGUUGGAUGUCUUGCAGCAAUGUCGAUGUUAGGAGAGGUGAAGUUUUCAUUUUAUCCCAUUAUCGACGUUUUUCUUCAA